This is a messenger RNA of Cuculus canorus (common cuckoo), 2121 nucleotides long. RefSeq names its product family with sequence similarity 166 member A (gene CIMIP2A). The transcript has 7 exons. Lineage: Eukaryota; Metazoa; Chordata; Aves; Cuculiformes; Cuculidae. The record is from RefSeq and is a predicted model, not a curated record. The coding region runs from base 1054 to 2112 and encodes 352 amino acids.
GAUCCAGUGGGAGGUGUCCCUGCCCAUGGCAGGGGGUUGGAACUGGAUGGGCUUUGAGGUCCAUUCCAACCCAAACCAUUCCAUGAUUUCUGGUUAGUUGCUUUGAAAUCUAAACCUGAUUCUGCCUUCCGCAUGGCCGUGUUCUUCAAGGCCUUAGUAGGACUUUGGCAGUGAACCAGGCUUGCUGUGGGUGUUGUAGCUGGUGGAAGCGAUGCAGUUGUGAACAGAUGUGGUGGUCUUUGACUUGUGGACACGCUGGCAAUAGCAGCUGUUCAGGGAGACUCGUGUUCUGGGCCUGCCUUCGGCUGGAGGGGGUGAAACCCACUGCACGCAAGACAACGUGACAAUGUGAUGUUGGGAAUGGGAAUAAGCUUUGUCCUGUGUGAAGCACAGAUAGAUGCUGCCCAGUGAGGUGGUUCAGUUGCCAUCCCUGGAGGUAUUUAAAGGACAGGUAGACAAGGUGCUUAGGGACAUGGUUUAGUGGCAGGUGGGAAUGGUUGGACUCGAUGAUCUAAGAGGUCUUUUCCAACGUAGUGAUUCUAUGAUUCUACGAAGCGAGGCAGCAAAGGAUUGCAUCCUGUAACAGCCCGACUGGGAGGGCAGUGAGGAGCAGGGAGAGGAGGAGGGGUGAGAAUUCCAAGGCAGGAUGGUGAAUCACUGAGCCUAUGCCUCAGGGUUUCCUUGGCAGAGCGCUGUGUGCAAGGCCUGGCUGUGCCCGAGCUGUACCAGAAACCAGGGCACACACAGCCCGGCUCUCCCGAGCUGUGCGUAUUGAAUGUGAACCAUGCCAUCAACACGUAUUUGUGCUUAUGGGGAACAUCGGGCUCCACCAUCCCAGGGGCUGCGAGUCUUCAGGAAAUGCUGUAAAAUCUCCGUGCUCAUCCGAAAUUUCCAAGUGGGGGAAAAAGACAGGUCCAGAAAAACCUAACAAGGUGUGUGCUGCAGCUGGAGUGGGUUUUUGGGUACCAACAUCACCGUCAGCAGCCUCAUAGAGGUUUCCCGGGCGACUGCGUCUCUGCAUCGCCUCCCUCCCACGCCCAGUACCACAUUGCCAUGGCAGCCCCCAAGGAAAAUAGGCUCUUCCCUCCUCAGCCGUACUAUAUCCCCGGCUAUAAGGGCUUUGUCCCUCAGUACAAAUAUCGGUUUGGAGAGUCUUUUGGCAAAACCACACACGCCCUGCUGACAGAUCCCACUGUGUACAAGAGCCCACGCUCCCUGCUGGCACCGUGGCCCAAGCAGAAGAUCGAUGAGGAAUCCAAUGGGAUGAAGCACCGUGUCCAUGGUUACGUCCCUGUUCAUCCAGGAUACUUUCCUUAUGAGAAAGAUGUGGCUGCAACAAACUUUCCUGACCCAAUCCUUGAUCCGAGACCUCCCACACCAGGGCCAGGACUGGCAGAAGAUGACCUGAUGAUGAUGGACACGGACCCCAUGCUCUGGCACCAUCCAGGAGAGUAUGUCCCAAGGCCACGGCUGCCACGUGGGUACAUACAGAGGAUUUCACACCAUCCUGCCUCUGAGGAGCAAGAGUGGCGACUGCCCGAGAUAACCCCGUCUUGUGGACAGGGAAGAAGUUAUGGACCCAUCCAGCUCUGCGGCUCCCCCAUCAUCCUGGGGAGGAAGCGAACCGGUGAGUGGUUUUGGGUGGAAAAGACAUAUGAUUUAAGCAAGGCAGCUAAGGGAGGAAGUGGGUUGUACUGGUGUUCUUUUUAUUUCUGCUUAUAUUUUAAGCCUGUAAGAAGUGAAGGAGUGACUCUGCCAGGAGUGGAAGAAAUCACGGAUGUGAAGCAUAAAUGGUUGCCAAACCUGGAUAUACCAAAUGCAAUCCAACAGAAAGUCAUUCCAGGAUACUCUGGCUACAUCCCCCGCCUCAUCUGGAUUAACGGCAUGAACUACAACCGGAGUGUGAAGGAAGCUAUGAAGGAAUUUGAUGAAUAUCAGAGAAACCCAGUUUGCAGGCUUGGCAAUAGAUAUCCCCAAACAUACUGGCCAAACAACCAAAUUUACACCAGUGCUGGACUGAUACCUGGCUAUGCGGGCUUCGUACCAAACCUGCGAGACACCUACUCGCUUGCUUUUGGGAACAGCACUCGAAAAGCUUACAAAAAGGAAUAAAGGAGACAA